Molecule: messenger RNA, 1203 nt
Organism: Nicotiana tabacum (common tobacco)
Lineage: Eukaryota; Viridiplantae; Streptophyta; Magnoliopsida; Solanales; Solanaceae
Product: formiminotransferase cyclodeaminase-like protein
Molecular function (GO): transferase activity; folic acid binding
Source: RefSeq, a predicted model, not a curated record
AUUGCUGAGUCAAUCAAACCAAUAGCUACAAGCAAAAACCUCCUAUACUAUAUAACACCUUCUUCCUCCUUUCCAUUCAUCAUCUUCAAGAAACUAUUUAUCAACAAAAUACAAAGAUAGAAGAAAAGCUCAACUUAAAGCCAGAAGUCACGCCUAAAAAAGAUGGAUUCCAAUUCAGUGUCCAAGGACAAGAAGAAAAAUGUAAUUCAUUCAAUGCUGCUGUGCUGCAAGCUCUACAUAUCCGAAUCACGCAACAAAGAAGCUCUUGAACCCAUUGAGCGUGCUGCGAAACUUGAUCCAGAAACAGUCAUUAUUAACAAAUUUCAGGAUCGCGAUUACAAUCGUGUGAACUACACUCUUGUAUCAUAUGUUAUUCAUGACAGCACAGGCUGCCCUAUUUACAGCCCCUUGCAUCAAACUGUCGUGGCAAUGGUUGCUGCAGCCUAUGACGCCAUAAAUCUUGAGCAGCACUCGGGUGCUCAUCCUCGCCUUGGUGUCGUGGAUGACAUUCUCAUUCAUCCACUGGCGCGAGCUUCAUUGGAUGAAGCUGCUUGGCUUGCUAAAAAGGUUGCAGCUGAUAUUGGAAACCGGUUUCAAGUACCUGUUUAUUUAUAUGCUGCUGCUCACCCAAUGGGGAAAGCUUUGGACACAAUCAGGAGGGAGCUAGGCUAUUACCGGCCUAACUUCAGGGGCAUCCAAUGGGCAGGAUGGGCUCAACCAGAGCAGGUUCCGGUUAAACCUGAUGAAGGACCAGAAGUAGUGUCUCGAGCUAGAGGGGUCGUGAUGAUUGGAGCUCAUCAAUGGGUAGCCAUGUACAACAUUCCAAUUAUGUCGACUGAUCUCUCAGCUGCUAGACGGAUUGCUCAGAGGGUAAGUGCUCGAGGUGGAGGCCUACCCACCGUGCAAACUUUAGGCCUGUUUCACGGUGAGGACUCAACUGAGAUAGCUUGCAUUCUGCUGGAACCAAACCAAAUUGGAGCUGAUCGCGUCCAGAACCAUGUUGAGACACUGGCAUCUCAAGAAGGCUUGGAUACAGAGAAGGGGUAUUUUACUGAUUUGUCUCCUGAAAUGAUCAUUGAAAGAUAUAUGAAAUUAAUUUCUAAUUCGGACUGAUUUAUCUGUGUAAGCUGUGAAUAAACUUACUCACUCUUGCUUUAAGCUUCUGUCAAUAAUGGAAAUCAACUCACCCAUUUUUUCCUUUCA